UCAGCCCGGCUUCGGUAGGCUGUGGGGCGGCCACGGUAGGGAGGGCGGCAGUCCUGGUAAACCAGAGCGUCAAAUCCCCGGGCUUCGGGACGCUGAAGGGCGCCGGAGCGGAGGCCGGCCUUAGGCAUAGCCGACCAAGGCUGCCUGCUCCUUUGCAAAGACCGUUUUCCUAGGUCCGAGAGACCGUUUAGGAAGUGGGUGGUGGUGGGGGUUUGGUCAACGUCGGGAGGCUUUCGAACCACCGCGUUAAGAAAGAAAAAAAUCACCUGUGUUUCGAGUAGCACAUCAGACGUGGAGGGAGCGACGAUAAUCUCUCGCUUUUGGCACAAUGGGCUGUACGCUGAGCGCCGAGGACAAGGCGGCGGUGGAAAGGAGUAAGAUGAUCGACCGGAACCUCCGCGAGGAUGGCGAGAAGGCGGCGCGAGAGGUCAAGCUGCUGCUGCUCGGCGCUGGUGAAUCUGGAAAAAGUACAAUCGUAAAGCAAAUGAAAAUUAUCCAUGAAGCUGGUUAUUCGGAAGAGGAAUGCAAACAGUAUAAAGCAGUGGUCUACAGUAAUACCAUCCAGUCAAUUAUUGCCAUCAUUAGGGCAAUGGGGAGGUUGAAGAUAGACUUUGGUGACUCAGCUCGAGCGGAUGAUGCCCGCCAACUCUUUGUGCUUGCUGGAGCUGCUGAAGAGGGUUUUAUGACUGCAGAACUUGCUGGAGUUAUAAAGCGAUUGUGGAAAGAUAGUGGUGUACAAGCCUGUUUCAACAGAUCCCGAGAGUACCAGCUUAAUGAUUCUGCAGCAUACUAUUUGAAUGACUUGGACAGAAUAGCACAACCAAAUUAUAUCCCAACUCAACAAGAUGUUCUCAGAACUAGAGUGAAAACUACAGGAAUUGUUGAAACCCAUUUUACUUUCAAAGAUCUUCAUUUUAAAAUGUUUGAUGUGGGAGGACAGAGAUCUGAGCGGAAGAAGUGGAUUCAUUGCUUUGAAGGAGUGACUGCAAUCAUCUUCUGCGUAGCACUCAGUGACUAUGACCUGGUUCUAGCUGAAGAUGAAGAAAUGAAUCGAAUGCAUGAAAGCAUGAAGUUGUUUGACAGCAUAUGUAACAACAAAUGGUUUACAGAUACAUCUAUUAUACUUUUUCUAAACAAGAAGGAUCUCUUUGAAGAGAAAAUUAAAAAGAGCCCUCUCACUAUAUGCUAUCCAGAAUAUGCAGGAUCAAACACAUAUGAAGAGGCAGCUGCCUAUAUUCAAUGUCAGUUUGAAGACCUCAAUAAAAGAAAGGACACAAAGGAAAUAUACACCCACUUCACAUGUGCCACAGAUACUAAGAAUGUGCAGUUUGUUUUUGAUGCCGUAACAGAUGUCAUCAUAAAAAAUAAUCUAAAAGAUUGUGGCCUCUUCUAAGUUUUGCAGUUAAUGUAAAAUUCAUUUUUCAAACCAAAUGAGUACUUAAUAUAUGUGGAUCUCUCUAAGACUAGAGUCUUGCAGCAACACAGAAUGUAGUGUACAGGAAAUGCAUCUGGGGCUGGACCAAAGUUGUUCUGUUUUUGUUUUUUUUUUAUUUUUUUUUUAGCUGAAAGUAGCAGAAGGACAUUUCUUAAAUAUGAAAGAUGGUCCUGCUGUGUGGAAACUGUGUGUUAAAGCUGGGCUCUAGUGUAUUGAUGAUUUCUGCAUAAGUGUAAAUAUGCAAAUGUAUGCAUACGUGUAUUUAUAAGUUUAAUUUUUCACAUUAAUUUUAUGUUCUGAGUGACAACUUAAGAUUCUAGUGUGAUGGAAAUAACAGAAAAACAAAUAACAAGUACAUGUACUAAAUGACAGACUAUUACCAUGUUUGCCAGUUUUAAAAGCUUUAUUUAUGUUCAUGGUCCUGUAAAUUUUUAAGUACAGUAAUUGAUAUUAGGAAACACUGAAAACUUUAUCUUGAUCAUAUGUAUACUUGUAUUCAUACAAAUGUUAUUUGUACAAACAUUGCACAGACUAUUUUAAUAACAUGAUUUGUUCUUUAAAUUUGUUGUGUUUUAUUGAAAUGUUCUUAAAGCAGAUGAAUAUAUUUACCUUUGGAUCAAUUAUUUAAACAUCAUACACAUUUUAAUUUUUAUUUUAAGAGUGCAUGUUGCUUUAAUUCUACAUUAGAUUUGGUUUUCAAAACUAAAAUUUCAGAUUUUUGAGGAUAUCCUAUCUUAUAAUUAUUAUAUACUCUCAAUUUUUAUUCAGUUGGUUUCUUUUCACUUUGAAUUUUAGUAUUUGGAUGGUAUUCAUGCAUUGCCUUAAAGGUGAUGCCCAGAUUAAUUUUUAUACACUUUAAAUAACUAAUUUUUAUUUAUAACUAAGUUCAGGUGGGUGUUGAGAGCAUUUUUGUGGUCCAAAAAAUGUCAGCAUAAUGAAUUUUGAGACAUUCAUUUGUGUAUUUCCUUUGGGAAAUCCCUUGUACCUAGCAUACAUGAUAGAUCCUUGUUUGGAAGGUAGCAAGAAAGAGCUUUGAGUAAUCUACUACUGAUAUAAUGCAAGCUUUAAAUUCAUAUACGUAACUAGUUUCAAAUUUAAUUAUCACAUGUGAAAAAUACUUUUUCCUCUUAGAGAGAUUAUUCAAAUUUCCUCCAUGUGCUUGAGUCUGUAUUAUUUCUUUCAAAAAUGUGCUUUUAUUUCUGAGGAAUGAUAUGGGCAAUUAUACUUAGAAAAUGAAUAAUAGUAUUUAAUAAAGUCAGUGAGUGUAUUAAUAUAAAUAUUAUAUAUGAGCUAGAUGUAGAACUUUGAUAGAAUUAUUUUUUUGUUUCAUUAUUCAUGAUGUAUCUCUGUGCCCUUGUUUCAGCAAAAUGAACAGCAUUCCCCACCUAUCCUCUUUUUUUUUUGUUUUAAACACAUCUUAAGAAAGUUAGUCUUUUAGUAAUUGCUGGUAAGUAGUUUAUAAAUUUAAUUAUGUGCAGUCAUUUUGUAUCUGUUGAUGUAUAUGUAUAUGCGUGUGUAUGGAUAAACAUUACUACAGUUAUAUCUGUUUCAUUGGGAGACUGUUUUUUUCCUUCUCUGUAAUGCAAAGAAAUUCACAGUUAUCAAAAUUCCUUAAAUGUGUUAGUUGUAAUUGUUUAUGUGCCUUUCAUGAAAGAUAUGUUUUCCUUAAUUUUACCAAUGGAAGACCUGUAAUAGUCACAUUGUGAAGCUCUGUAUGAAAUUCAACAAUAUUAUGAAUAAAUUUGAAACAUGAGAAACAUGGUUAAAGAGCCACAAGGGAGCACAUAUUGGUGAGCAUCACUGAUGAAUUUCUGAACCUUAUUCUGUGUUAUUGUGUUACUAAUAAAUCCUAAUAAAUUUAAAUUUUUAAAAUUUUACAAACCUAUUGGCUAAACGUGUUGCAUUAGAAUUUAAGUGUGACUCUGUUGUAUGUCCAUUUAUUUCUUUCUCUACACUUUCUCUUUUUGCAGUUGCAUCCACUCCAGAAGCUUGAGUUUCCCCAACCCAAGUUUUCUCAUGAGAUAUGUAGUCACAUUUGGAAUUGCCUACUUCACAUCCCCUUCUGAAAAUUCAUUGCCUGCUCCAACUCAGUAUGUUUUCUUCUAAGAGUUUCAUGGUUUUAGCCCUUAUAUUUAGUUCAUUGGUCAAUUCAUUUUUUUGCAUAUGGUAUGAAGUAAGAGUCCAAAUUCAUUCUUUUGCUUGUGGAUAUCCAGUUGUCCCUGCACCAUUGUUGAAGAGACUAGUCUUUCUCCUUUCAGUGGCCUUUACAUCCUUAUGAAAAAUUAAUUGGCUAUAGAGAUGUAGUUUUAUACAUUUCCAUAUCUUUUAUUGCUUUAGAACCACCCAUGAUGCCUUGUUCUGAUGAAUUUAAUUAAUAAUAUAAUCAGUAUUAAAGUUGUUAGCAUUGCCAAUAUUUUAGAGAGACAAUAGAAAGUGGUGGUGAAGAGCCCAGGCUCUGGUGCCCAGUUUGGGUUCAAAUCCUGGCUCUGUCUUAUUUACUAGGUAACCUUUGGCAAGUUAUUUAAUCUUUCUCUGACUCCCUUCAAUCAUCUGAAAAAUGGGAUUCAAAAAUCAGACCAUUUACCUAACAGUUUCUGUCAGUACUACAUAAAUUCAUAAUACAUAUUAAGUACUGUACUUAGAAGUGUGUCUUCUUGUGCUAAGCCCUCAAUAAGCAUUGCUGUUAUUAUUUGGUUAUAAAGACUAUUUAAUUUUAGAGUGUUAUAAAGAAUUUUUAAUUUUAGGGUGUCUUUAAAAUUAUCUUUAUUGCUUAACAAAUAAUUGUAGAUAAGAGCUUUGGGUGAAAUGCCUCAGAAACAAUAUUAACUACCGUAAUCCACCUUUAGAGUUAGAACUUCAGUGUCUAACAUUGAUAUUGAUAGUGAUAUUGGAAAGCUUAAUGAGUAAAAAAAUACAUGACUUUAAUCAACUUCAAGGCACUUCUAUGUAUUUUAAUGUUAACAAGAAUGUUGGAGAUUUAUGCUAUUUCAAGUUAGUUUGGGAAAUUUUCUCGUGGUUUCUUUUUAAAACCCUAUUUUUAACGGCUAAAAUGCAUUUACAUCAAGAGUUUUAUAUUUCACAACUCCCACUGGCCUGUUUCCCAGGCAUUUACCCUUAACCAAAAACUGCUUGUUGGUACCUGUUGUGUUUCCUAGUAUUUAUUUGGAUUUUUGAGUUACUUUAAAAGUUAUGAAAUGUAUUUCACCAAAUCCAGAAACACACCCCAAAUAUGCACAGGCAGGAAUCUGUUGGAUUUGUUCACAGCAUAGCUGUCCCUGAAGUGGGACAGCCCCAACAUGUAAUGUAACAUCCUGAGCAUCAUUAUGAAGUCAAAUAUUUCCAAUUCCUUAGAUUUACUGCUGUUUCCCUGGUCUCCAUACCGAGAAAACGGAUGGAAAGCCUACCAUUGCAAAGAUAGCUCUUCAAAUUAAGAAUGCACUGUAAUCAAUUAAAAAUGAGACACUAGGUAUCAAGGAAAGCAUGCGUAGAAGAACAAUGAAGGCAGGGAUUUUAUCUACUAUUUUAACAGGUGAUAGAAUGCUACUUUUAGUAAAUGAAGCUGAUCUAAGUGCCUUGCCUGAAAAAAGUACAUGGAGUAGGACAGUUCACAGCCUAAGACUCCAGCCAAAGAAAUUUCUAUUUCCAGCAGCAGUAUCUAUGAAUGGAUUCUUAAAAUUAAUUUUAUUCCUGAGGAAACACGGGGUAUAUAUAUAUGUAUUCUCUGUCUUACCAGUAUUUUCUUUUCUUGAUGAAUUAGUUCUACUGUUUCACCAUUAAUUUUUGCUAACUUGACAAAUGUUUGUGUAAUUUCAGUGUAUGCUUAAUUUUCAAAAUAAACCACUGUGAAAAUUGGAUAUUCUGGACCACAGCUCUGUUAUCUGGAAUUUUCUCUAAUGCACUCUUGAAUUUUAAUUACUUUCUGUGAAAACUUCACAGUAAUUUCAGCUUUGAUCUUUUCCUCACUUUCAGGUAUCAAAAUGGAGUGAGGGCAAAGCUACUUCCAGACAACUCUGUCUUUAAUUGUUGUUAAUCUAAAUUAUACUGAAUUGUCAACUCUAGUUUGUGGAAUUUAAAAUAUCCUAGCAUCAAACUGACUAAUCCAAUUUGCACAGGACUCAAUUAUUGAAUAGAAGCACACCACUAUAGAGCAACAUUUUUUAACUUUAUUUAUAAACAUGAGUAAUAACUUUUCAACAUAAGUGGCCAGUUCUCCUAGCAACCUACUCUACAAGGCAAUUACCCUUAAAAAAAAAAAAAAUAGAACUUUCUUUCAGAUGGGGGCAUACAUUUUAUCUGAUUCUUAGCUGUGGGUUUUUUUCCUUCAAAAGAAGUUUAAAGUCUAAUAAUUAAGUGUUCUGGCUGAAGCUGGAGUGGAAAGCUUGGAACCAGUAUAAAGUGCCCCCUCCUCACUGAGAUCCCACCACAGUUCUGAAACACCUAAGGCUUCUAGGUGCAGAUUUGAAACAGUGUAGUCCUAAAUUGAGUCCCUUGGAAAAUGUUGCUAAUGUAGCAGAGUUCAUUCAAAACCAUAAACUCAUAUAUAGAUUCAAAUAUAUCACAGAUAGUAUUCUGUCCCUUCCAAUAUCAUAAAUACAUACAGAAAUUCAUACAUAGAAUAAUUAAUAUGCUGGUUUGAAUGUAUUAUGUCCCCCAGAAAAAGCCAUAUUCUUUGAUGCAAUCUUGUGGGGCAGACAUAUUAGUGGGGAUUAAGUGGGAACAUUUGGAUUAGGUUGUUUGCAUGGAAA
Molecule: messenger RNA, 6180 nt
Organism: Choloepus didactylus (southern two-toed sloth)
Lineage: Eukaryota; Metazoa; Chordata; Mammalia; Pilosa; Megalonychidae
Gene: GNAI1
Product: G protein subunit alpha i1
Exons: 8
Coding region: 329-1393 (354 amino acids)
Biological process (GO): adenylate cyclase-modulating G protein-coupled receptor signaling pathway
Cellular component (GO): heterotrimeric G-protein complex
Molecular function (GO): GTPase activity; G protein-coupled serotonin receptor binding; GTP binding
Source: RefSeq, a predicted model, not a curated record